Messenger RNA from Daphnia pulex (common water flea), 5656 nucleotides. RefSeq lists its product as uncharacterized. Gene Ontology annotation, molecular function: G protein-coupled receptor activity. The transcript has 11 exons. Gene Ontology annotation, biological process: cell surface receptor signaling pathway; G protein-coupled receptor signaling pathway. The record is from RefSeq and is a predicted model, not a curated record. The coding region runs from base 283 to 5418 and encodes 1711 amino acids. Lineage: Eukaryota; Metazoa; Arthropoda; Branchiopoda; Diplostraca; Daphniidae. Gene Ontology annotation, cellular component: membrane.
GUGGACGGAUGGCUUCCGAAAACAACUCAAUCUAAGAUUUUUAAGUUAAUUUUAUUCAGUAGCAGUCAGUAACUAGUUAUUAAAAAGAGUUUAUUUUCCAUAAGUGUGAAAACUGUCCAUUUGCCAAUAAUCAAUUGAUUUUUUUCUGGACUUGCUCGAGGAAUUCUCACGCAAUCUCUCUCACGUUACUAUUUCUAAACAAUAUUGACAUACUGCAGGCCUUUACUAUGAGGAUGACGUGACGGCUCUCAUAAGGAUGUGACGUCUUUGUGUUUCUCAACCAUGUUUAUCAGGAAACCACCAUUAGGCUCUGGGGACGCCGCCAAAAGCCAAAGCUCCGGGUACAUUCAUCAGUUUCUCAAGAUGUGCCUUUACGGACUGGUCGUCGUCUUGACAGCCGUUUUAUUUCGAGUUCACGGUGAAAAGUUUCACUGCGAAAAUGGGCAACUUUUUUGCCAUUGGACCCGAUUGGCCCCAUCCAAUUGGACUACAGCCUAUGGAGAUUGUACCCGAAGCGGAGGCUCGCUUAUUUUUUCUCAACACUCAGCCUACAUCGAAGAAUGGAUGUCAAAAAUGAAUAUCAGCAUUUCCAGUGGAAGAGUGUGGUCCAGUUUACAUCGCAUUAAUCACCGUUUCCAGUUGCUUCAUGAUCAGCCGGCAUUCGUACCUAUCGCAGCAUCCGAAUGGGUUCCAGGACAUCCUUUACCACGCCAGUGGUCCGAAAAAAGGGAUUGCGUCGUUGUUAACCACCGGAUGCUCUAUGAAUCGGUAGACUGCAACUCUUCUUUUGCGAUCAUCUGCGCCAUCAGUAUCAACAGGAAAAGCCAGCUGAACAAUCUCGUUCUCCCUCACGGGGAUCUGCAAGUCAGACUGGUGAUCGACCCGAAAGUCUAUGAGCAAAGAAUCGUGACAAACAACUUGGAAAUCGAACGAAAUGAAACAAAUUUGAUGCUCAAAUGUAAAGUCACCUAUCAUGGGUCCCGGAAAUUGGAAUAUUCAUGGAUAAAAGAUGGCGUUUUCAUGGGGAAUAGCGAUUCGGCUUUGAUUCCUGCCACGGUUCAUGACAAAAGUAAAACUGUAUCGGAAGACGCCCUUUAUCAGAAGCAAGGCACUUACCAAUGCCAGGUCAAAGCAUUUGGCGAGGUGCUAGCAACGCCUUCCAAUGCAAUCAUUGUUACGUAUCGCAAGGUGUUGAACGCAGUUGUUUCAAUUUCCAUACUCAAAUCAGCCAAAAAUGCCAUGAGCAUUGAUGCAAUUAUGGGAAAAGUGCGGGAUUUCAUUCACGAGAAUGUUCUCGAGGAUCACUUAAAGUUGAGUGAUUUCGAGACGUCUUGGGACCCCUUGUAUUCUCUACCCAUCAGCCCGAACGAAAUAGAAUACCGGCAUUCGCUGUAUGUUGACAUUGUCAGGCAAUAUCCGGAUGGUACCUUCUUUCACAUAAUGGACGUCAUCAGUGACAAAGUCAACAACAACCAGCAACUACGUUCUCUUUCGGGAGCGGAAAAAAUAAGCGUCAAGUGGACGACUUAUUGCCCGAAACAUAACGAGACGAUCACCAUUCCACAUUCUUCAGAGAUUUUUCAAAAUUUUUGGCCGCCUUCUUGGGUCACUCCGAAUUUAAAUCCGAUCAGUGAGAAGUUGUUUUGCAUCCAGGAUAAUAACAAAGUCGAAUCGCUGACAGACCGGCAGUGCCUACCAGACUUUUCAGAAGGUGCUUCGUUAACGCCGUUAAAUCUUGAGAAAUGCAAAAGGGUAGUCACACAACCCGAAACUCGUUGUCGACAUGGCUACCAAUGGCUGGAGACUACGCAAGUAUGUUUCAAAGUAACCGAAAACGGAUCUUGGCAUGAAACGAUGUCCGCUUGCAUGAACGAUUGGCCUACUCAUGACAUGUUGUCCGUCGAUUACACAACUCACCAUUCCGUCAUUGCCCAAUACCAACACAACGAAGGAACGCCGCAAGACAUGUGGUUGCCAGUUCGUCGCUCGUCUAUUUACGGCCCAUUACUAUACUAUUCUUCAGUCAACUAUGGUCCAGAAGGAAUCAGCUUGCCGAGCACGGUCGAACGCUUCACAAAUCUUACAACGGAUGAGGAUGAAUGUGUGUUAUUGACGAAGAAUUCCAACAGUGAAGUGGUACUUUGUUCCACUAGAGCGAUACCAGCGGUCUGCGUUUAUCGGCCUAGACGUGGUGCUGAAACAGUGGCAUCCAACAACUUGUGCUCACCACCUUGGUUCGGUUACAUAAUCCAAGGAGGGCAACUUACGUGCUUCUCGCUACUUCAAAGUGUGUUACCUAUGAACUGGGAGCAGGCGGGUCUAAACUGUCGUUACCAACACAUUGAAAUGGCAGCAAAUGUGUCCAUGGCAACGUUCGAAAAUGCGGGGAAAAUCCAUCAAUGGAAUGCUGUCCGUUCCAGUGUAUACCAUACCGGUACUUCGCAACUCAAAUCGGCAUGGAUUGGGUUAUUCUGGUCCGAAUCCGACGGAAAGUUCUGUUGGCUUAACUCUGAGAAAAAUUGCGCAUUUCAACACUUUAACUGGCAUCCAUCAGCUAACUGGACAGACGGUCGCUUUGGCAUUAUUUCGAAUGAUACCUGGGAUUUGCUGCCCAGUUCUGAAUUUCGUCAUCAUGUCCUUUGCCAAGCUGUGAUCGAUUUAUCUGUGAUUCAAAAUAUCAGAGUAAGUCAUACUCCUGACGAAUUUGUGCAAGUACAAUUGAUGCAGGACACACAUAACUAUCUUAAUCUAAUGCCAAACUUCUUCGCCAACUUGACGGAACUCUUUUCUCUCGGUUGGAGACCGUGGAUUUUUGGUGUCCCACCGGCGACAGAAGUUGGAAUUCAAGUCAAUUGUUACCUAGAUGGAGAAAUGAUUCAAACGAUCAAUCUCUUCCCAGAUGGUUUUUCACUUCGGCCCAAUUUCAGUGUGGCCAAAGUUCUUCAUUGCGAGAGUUGGGUGGGUUGGCCACGUCGAUUCGUUCGCUCCGAGCCCGUUAUCGUGCUACGACCGGACAAUUCUUUCGUAUACGUGAUGAUGUUCGACGUAUUAGACGGUCACGAAUUGCAAGUCGAUAAUCCAAACAACUCCAUCAAUUUUCGACCUGACCCCCUGACGGACCUCAGCAAACGAUUAGAGAGACUUGGAAUCAAUGGAGUCACCGUACAAGUUACCGGCCAUCGAUGGUGGAGCUACAACCAAACGAAGAGUAUUCUAGUACGCGCAAUGAUUACUAGCAGAUCGAAUAAUCAACAGAAUUGGCCAGAAAUAAUGAAGAAUGAGUUCCUCUUACAAGAAGAGAAUCAAUUGUUCUAUCAGCUGACACACAUCAGGAGUGCAGAAGUUUGCGAACAAGAAACUUUCACAGUUCUGUCCAAAGGAACCACGGAGUUGCUCAAUGUAACUUGGAAUGAAGUCCCGAUUGGAAUUGCGUCAGAAUCUUCUAAUCCAUGCGAAACUGUAACCGGCUACCCAAUUUUACGAAGAUGUAUCGGAAAUCCCAACACUGGAGCCAUUUGGGAACCUUUUAACGAAGAAUUUUUGAAAUCUAAUAAUGGCAGUUGCAGACCAGCGACAAAUUUACUUACGCAACUGAGAAAAUUAACGGAUGACGUUACAGAAAAUAAUACCAACCCAUCGAGCGCUUUAGGUAGACUGAGUGAAAUCGCGGAGACUAAUUGGACAGGAUCACCCCAUAACGGACCUUUUGGGAUUGAAAUUGGCCAGGCCGCUCGACUACUCCACGCAAGCGUUCAGCGGAUUCCGGAACCUACAGUGCGACAAUUUAAUGAUGUUUCGAAAACUUUAACAACGAUGUUGGCGUCAAGUCAACUUGGGCAAGCACAAUUUUUAUCAGGAGUGUCGAACUCUUUGGUGGAAAGCCUAGAGCAAGUUAUGGGACACGUUAUCAUACCAAAUGGUCAGGACAGCGUGGUGUUCCAACAUCCAAUGAUGUCGACAGAAUCCAUCCUGAAUCCGUUACAUGUCGUAGGAUACGGGGCUAACGUAGCCAAAAACAGUUUGGAAGUCCAAAACGGGUCUCGAAUUCUUCAAAACGAUUCAAAAACUAAUUUAGAGGAGGAGCUGGUUAAUAGAGAUAUUGCCAUCAUUCUACCAGUGGAAGAAAUCCGUAAACGCCAAGGUCUCAGAAGAUCAGACACUAGUUUACGACUUUCCUUCAGCGUCUUCGCUAAUGGCGAUCUCUUUGAUGCACGGCCUUUCACUUCCAUUUUUACGAAUGAAGAAUCCACUUAUGUAGUAGACAGCGCAAUUAUCGUAGCACAAGUAGGUAAUUUAAUUAUUUCCAACCUGACUGAAAACGUCCGAAUUUUCUUCCGUUCACGAUCUCAGCAUAACCAGUCGGUCAUCCCAGUCUGCGUCUUCUGGGACAAGUCAUCCUCCGGUGGUUGGUCUCCAUUUGGUUGCCAGUAUACGGGUAGGAAUCAGGAUCUGUAUAUUUGCGAAUGCAAUCAUCUAACUCCGCUAGCCUUACUUUUCCCUUACUUUGAUAAAGACAAGACGAUUGAUAAAGAUCACCGAAUCGCCCUCAGUCUUAUUUCUGUUGUAGGAUGCGUCGCUUCAAUGAUCGGUCUUUCCCUAGUUAUAUUAACAUUUUUCCUAUUUAGAAAAUGGAGGAAAUCUUUAGGAAACAAAAUUCUUUUUAAUUUCUCGUUGGCUCUCUUCUGUGUGACCGGUUGCUUCCUCUGCGCUGGUUUAGUGACGUUUGAUCACAGAGUGUGUAAGGCAACAGCAGCGUCGAUGCACUAUUUCCUUUUAGCUUCUUUUGCAUGGAUGGUAGUGGAAGGGAUCUAUCAGUAUCUCCAAUACGUUUUGGUUGUUGGAGCGCAAAAUUACAAAUCCUGCUUCAUGAGAAGGGCUAGUCCGCUGGCAUGGGGACUUCCUGUAUUACCCGUUCUUGGAAUUUUCAUCUACGAUCCAAACCUGUAUGUUAUAGGCGAGGAAUUCUGUUGGUUGGAACUUGAGGCCUUUUAUUUCACAGUUUUGAUACCCAUUUCCAUUAUGCUGAUGUUCAACAUCUUCAUUUUUAUUGGUGUUCUCAAAAGCGUAUUUUGCAUACAAAUGCGGAUAGACCUCAGGACAUCUCAGUCUGUCAAGACAAGAUCUUGGUAUCAGUUUCGCAUGGCUAUUUGUAUAUUUUUCUUGCUAGGUCUGACUUGGAUAUUUGGAUUUGUAUCGAUUGGCGAUGCUCGACUCGUUUUCGCAUAUCUAUUUUGCAUUUUUAAUUCACUGCAAGGAUUUGCUAUUUUUGCUUUCUUUGUUUUGCGGGAGAGGAACGCUCGUAAACUGUGGUUUGAAUUCGCCCGAAUGUGCAGUGAUUCAAAAAUAAUUAAUAGUGGUAAAACCCCUCCGAAUAGUCGAUCCUCAGACUAUGUACUGAAACCUAUGUCCAGAUACUAAAACAUGAUUAUAUCUGUCUUCAUUAUGUAACACAUCUAUUCUUGUUAUUCUCAUCUAGAUUAUCUUGCUUUUUUAGCUUUUGUAGAAAAUUACAUGGUAUUGUAAUAAAAGAAAAAAAAAUAGAUUUACUGGUUACUUGUUAUGCCAAUAGCAAGGACAAGUUUAUUUCACUUUUGAAAAACUUGUUAGAUUGAUUAUUUUAAUGAUGAAGGCCUGAGUAAAUUAUUGUCCAAGUCAC